AUGCACGACCCCAAAUUGCUUCUUCAAGAAUUAAUUUCAGCUCGGAAAGCAGCUGCCCAGUUCUCCCGAGGAUCUCGUUUAGCAAUUCAACUUGAUAAAUUAAGAACACCUGCGAAGGCUUUUGUAGAAGUCUUUAAUAAUAAUGAAUUUCCAUUUCAGCGGAUACAAUUAAAUGUAUCACGACAUAGGAAAACCUAA
This is a messenger RNA of Entrophospora sp. SA101, 198 nucleotides long. The record is from the annotation of a GenBank genome assembly. Lineage: Eukaryota; Fungi; Glomeromycota; Glomeromycetes; Entrophosporales; Entrophosporaceae.